Molecule: messenger RNA, 1718 nt
Organism: Sorex fumeus (smoky shrew)
Lineage: Eukaryota; Metazoa; Chordata; Mammalia; Eulipotyphla; Soricidae
Gene: ST8SIA2
Product: ST8 alpha-N-acetyl-neuraminide alpha-2,8-sialyltransferase 2
Exons: 6
Coding region: 32-1162 (376 amino acids)
Biological process (GO): N-glycan processing; oligosaccharide metabolic process
Molecular function (GO): alpha-N-acetylneuraminate alpha-2,8-sialyltransferase activity
Source: RefSeq, a predicted model, not a curated record
CGCACGCGGGGACCCCGCGCGCCCCGCCACGAUGCCGCCGCUGCCGCCGCGGGGCUGGAUGCUGGCGGCGCUCUCGCUGCUCGCGCUGCUCCUGCUCCUGGCCGACAUCUCCGAGAUCCGCGAGGACCCCGGGCACUCUGGUGGCAGAGGGACAAUCAGAUCAGCUGUGAACGGCUUCCAUAGCAAAUCUAAUAGAGCCGAAGCUCUACUGAACGGUUCCUCAGCACCAGCCCUGGCUGACAGGGGUAAUGACAGCGUGAAGCACAGCGUGCAGCAGGCCUCGGCCAAGUGGACACACAACCAGACUGUCUCGCUGAGGAUCAGGAAGCAAAUCCUCAAGUUCUUGGACGCUGAGAAGGACAUUUCUGUCCUCAAGGGCACCCUCAAGCCUGGGGACAUCAUUCACUACAUCUUCGACCGAGACAGCACGAUGAACGUGUCGCAGAACCUCUACGAGCUGCUGCCCAGGACCUCACCCCUCAAGAACAAGCACUUUCCCUCCUGCGCCAUCGUGGGCAAUUCGGGGGUCCUGCUCAACAGCGGCUGUGGGCCUGAGAUCGACACACACAGCUUUGUCAUCAGAUGCAACCUGGCGCCGGUGCAGGAGUACGCCCGCGACGUGGGGCUCAAGACGGACCUGGUGACCAUGAACCCGUCGGUCAUCCAGCGGGCCUUCGAGGACCUGGUCAACGCCACCUGGCGGGACAAGCUGCUGCAGCGGCUACACAGCCUGAACGGCAGCAUCCUGUGGAUCCCCGCCUUCAUGGCCCGCGGGGGCAAGGAGCGCGUGGAGUGGGUGAACGCGCUCAUCCUCAAGCACCGCGUGCGCGUGCGCACCGCCUACCCAUCCCUGCGCCUGCUGCACGCCGCCCGCGGCUACUGGCUCACCAACAAGGUCCACAUCAAACGACCCACCACCGGCCUCCUGAUGUACACCCUGGCCACGCGGUUCUGCACCCAGAUCCAUCUCUAUGGCUUCUGGCCCUUCCCACUGGACCAGAACCAGAACCCCGUCAAGUACCACUACUACGACAGCCUCAAGUACGGCUACACAUCCCAGGCCAGCCCCCACACCAUGCCCCUGGAGUUCAAGGCCCUCAAGACCCUGCAUGAGCAAGGCGCGCUGAAACUGACGGUGGGCCAGUGUGACGGGGCCACGUAAGGGCCCGCAGCCGGCGGACGCGGUGACUCACGUUUCUUGCCCACUCCACCGCUAGGCAGAGGGGAGUUGGGCAGCACGGGUUCUCUAGGACAGCAGGGUAGUUGUCUUUGUUCGAGUGUAAAACAGUGACACGCGGCGUACCUCGCUCUCGCGGCCCGCCCAUCUAUAUUGACCUGAGUGUUUGACUGUGUGGGGUUCAAUCGAGCGUGAGGCACAUCGCCCCCCCACCCCACCCCGGGCAAGAAGGCCCUGGGAGAAAUCUGCGGGGACCGAUGCAGACUCCACCCUCCGUCAGGGAGGGCAGGAAUGGGGGACGAAGAAGGACUCGGGGCGGAAAGAGCCCAGCCCGUGACUUGGGGUGACAGCUGCCCCCUGAGACUUGGAGGGUUCUCUGGGGACUGUGGGUGAGUGGAGAAGCACCUGGUUUUAGGGGUGAACAGAGGGCCGGAGCUGGGCUUUCAGUGUGAGAAUGGACAAUGCAGGCCAUGCAAUGAAGGAGGCUGGAGGUGUCCUUGGAUCCACAUCAGAAAUGGCCCAAUUGGAUGGACCAGGGGGA